ACCUUGUUAUAGUUGCCUCUCAUCCUUUCCAUUAUCAGUCUAAUCUUUUUCACAAAAUUUUCUCUAUAUGUAUACAUUUUUAUACACAUAUGUUUGUAUAUAUGUGUGUGUGUCUGUGAAUUGAUUCUUGAUUUGAUCUAUUUGAGCGAGCUAUUUGUUUAUACCACCUAGAGAAUAAAAUGUUUAUUCCCACCAAAACCCCCCCUUACUCACAUGGGAAACCUUGAAAAAACAAAAACAAAAACCAAUUCCCCCUAAUUUUUCUUCAGUCCUUUCGCAAAGAGAAGCCCUAGAAUAUGAUACGCCGACCGCCACAGUCCUUGAUUCCACUGACCACAACCUUCGUUCGCCUUGAUUUGCAUACUUGUCGUAUUUCUACCCUCAUUGAAGACUUUCAAGCGCUGCCUCAUUCUAGUUCUCUCUCGAGUACUCUUCUUUUCUUUUAUCUCUCUCAAAAUACUGCGGUUUCAGUUUGGCCGGAGAAUCGAAGAGAUCUGGGGCAUAUUUCAUAAUGCUAUCUUUCUCUCGGUGGGAUUUCACGAUUGCCUCUCUAGCACCCCUAUCCAUACUACAACAACGUUCACAGCCGCCACCAGGUGCCAGGCUGACUUCACACAUGGAGGUGCUUUAACUAAGUUUUGGUGGUUCAUGGAUGCUGUUUUCAACAAUGGUGUAUAGAGAUACAUUAGUUAAAUGAACAUUGGUGAUGUGAUUGAUAGAGAUUUGUGUGAGCAGUUCCUAACAUUGCCGCUGGAUCUGCAAUGAAAAAUUGCAGAUGAAUUGGACAUAACUCCAACAGAGAUUUUGAAGAAACUUGAAGAAGUUCGAAAUAAGACCAUUUGAGAAUUAUUAGUCCUAAGGUAAAUUCAUGCCUGUGAUAAAGAAGGCAAUGGUAGAGCUUGAAGGAUUGAUUAUCACCAAUUCAUUAGGAGUAGAAGAAUCAGAAUUUUUAUGGUUCCAGUUUACAACAAAGGUCAAAUACUAAGCUUCUUUUAUGAUUGCACAAUUUUAAUGCUUUUUAUACUCAUACUUAGGGGGGUCACGUACCUUUAAGUGACCAAUUUUGCGGUGUAUCUUGAACUUUAUUACAUUAUUGGUACAUCAGCCCGUGUGGAGGCCAUUUUUAUUUCUUGUUUUAAAAUGUUGAAAGCAUGGGAGUAUGGGAUCAUCGUAUGUGGAGGUUUUGAUUGAUUAUUGUGGAGGAGAAGUUGUUGAUAUGUUGUUUAUAAAAUGAAACAAGAUUUUGAAAAGAAAUUCUGUCCGUCCCUAAUUGUUGCGUGCCAAAAGAGCUUUAGGGACAGUAAAAUAUGACUGUGACUAAAAAACUCGACUUUUAAGGACAGUAUUUACUGUCCCAAAUAAUACCGUCCCUAAUAAAUUUUAGGGACGGUAGAGAUUGUCCCUAAUACUCUAUAUAUUAAGGACAGUUUUUAUGAACGUCCCUGAUGCAUAUAAUUUUGAGGACAGCAUGUACCGUCCCUAAACACUAAUUUUAUUUAUUUUUUUAUAUUAUUUUUUGGACCACAUGCACCAUGUUCUUUCUUUGGUAUCAACAUCAUCACCAUGUUCUCUUUUUAAAAACUUCCAAAAAAAAAAAGAAAAAAUUCAUCAUAUACAAAACAAUAAAAUAAGCUUUAAACCAAAUCUAACAAUAGCCAUCAAAACAAAAAUAAAUCCACCACAUCGGUCUCUAGAAAAGUAGAAAGUGAUAUAAGUAUAUACAUGUAUGUGUGUAGAGAGAGAAAGAGGGGCCUUCAUGGAAAAGUAGAAAGAACUCACAAUUGUUGGAGAUGAUAAUCAGAAACCUGAAGCCGAAGAAGGUCGAAUGGUCGAUGUGGUCGAAGAAGAACUCACCACCGAUGAAUGCAGGGAAUAAUUAUAAGAAGUAUAUCUAAUUCUUGAGAAUCAAUCCCAGUAGAAUAAUUUCAAACAUUCAAUAUAUUAAAAAUAUAAGAUAUGUUGUGUCUAUACAAGAACAAACUAGUUAGCUAGGAUGAGGAGACGAUCACAGCUAUAGUAGGGGAGUAGUGUCUAAUAUAAAAUGUUUGAAAAAAGUUAAAAUAAGGUGCAUUACAUUGUAACAUUUAUUGAGUUCUCCGUUUUUUUUUUCCAAUUAUUUAUAUAUUUUUUUUGGGUACAACUUCUGAGAGGACCUGAUCCUAUGACAAAGACUAUAACUCGGCGGGGCAAACCCAAAGCCCAAUCCAAAAAAAUUGGGGUUUUGGCAGUGUUAUUUGGAAUUUGGUCUAGGCUUGGAUUCAUCCAUGUUUAGCAACCCAAAAUCCAACCCGAACCUGUCAUGAAUUAGCUAACAUUUUUUUUUUUAAGGUAGAAGUGUAGAUGAGUUAGAAAGUUAAGCUAGAUUCUAUUAUUUUCCUACAUUAAUGCAUAUUCCUACAUACAAGGUUGAGGGUGGUGAAUAUAUUUUUUUACCUUCAUUUGCUUUGUGAUUUGUGGUCAAGAGAUCAAGUUGGAAGUUCUCCACCUGGUUUAUGAACUCUCUAGAUUCUGUCAUGUGACAGAAUCUAAUCCAUUGGAAAUCUUUCAACCUUGUUUUGAGAUUUUUGAAAGGUUUUAAAGUGCAACUGGUUGAAAUUAAUCGGUUGCACAUGUCAUGUUGCAGAGACAUUAUUUUUGGAUAUAUUUUAUAUUCUUUUUCAAAUAAAAUUAGUUGAGGUGUUCAAUAGAAUUUUGACAAUACUUUUUUACUUUGACUUGAACGACGAGAGAGUAUUAAAUAUCUAGGGACCGGGGUUAUUCCAACCCAUAAAUGUUAGUUUGCAAUAAUUCAAUGAAUAUAGAAUGUUAAUACGAAUUUUUAAUGGCCUGUUGCGUGAAUUGUAUAUGGAUUAAUUGUUAUAGCCUUUUUUCCUAUUUAAACCCAGUUAACCACACACCCUUAGCAUUAAUAUCAGAUACAACGAAAACUAGACAAAUCUUUCAAAUUAAGUGCAGUCCUUGUCAUUUAUCCCCUGAUCUUGUUGCAGUUGGAGUGUAUGAAGAAAUCAUAAAAUUAACAUCAGCACAGUAUAUAAACAAUUUAGCAUAAAUUCGUGCAUGAGAGUUCCUGAAUCAAUACGAAUCAUUAAAAAAUAAAAAAAGAAAAAGUCAUAGACAUUAUCCAUCAAUUAGAUACAGAGGUUCUUGCUAAUCCAAUAUCCAAAGCAGAGAGUAUUUAUGAAUUUUAUGUUUCAAUCCUAUAAAAAAGCAAAUAUACAGAUCUGAGAAGCACCGGAAAAAAAUUUUAAAUAUAUAAAAAUGUUUGUGUUUGAUUCAUAAAUGAUAAUCUUGUUAUUUCCUUUUUUUAUUAGCAUUCUGAAUUUGAGACUUGUGUGAUGCAGUUACUCUCGUAUCUGUGUUUAUGCUAUCUGUGUUUAUGCUACCUACUUCAUAAGUGAUUAGUCAGUUUGGAUGUAGAACUGGCCCAUUACUAAAAUUGAAAAAUAAUAAUAAUAAUAAUAAUAAUUUAAGUCCAAUGACAAAUGACUAGAUAUAAUAAAAGAGUAAUUAUAGGAAAUUUAACAGUCAAAUAAGUCUCAUUAAUUUCAUGUGAGUAGAAAUAAUAUUAUUGUUAAUGACAUUGUCUUAAUGAUCCACUCCCAUAUAUUUGUUCAUAUUUGUGGAUGAUUCUUUAUAAACGUGUAUGCAAAAUCAAUGAGUCACGUCAUUAGUUAUUCCAACUUGCCUCUUUCACGUAAAUAGCAAAUAAAUAUUGAAGGAGUUCUUAUUGAAUUUGAACUUUUUAUGGACGCAUUGAAACUUAAUCAAUACGACUAUGGAAUCCCAAGUAAAAGUGGGGUUGGUGGACCAUAGUCUAAUUAAGGCUAUACAACAAUGUGUGAUUUUUUUGGGGUUCCCAAACGUAUUGGUAACAUUUUCUAAUUAUGUCGUUUAUGAGGUCAUUCCCGAAUUAUAUACCAUCAAACAAGAUUUCAGAUCAAGUGUUAAUUAAUCUUUCUAAUUUUUCAUUUUACGUGCACAAAGAACUUUAUGUUAAAAUAAAAAAAAAAUAACAUCACUAAAUAAUAAUUUGAUUGUUCUUGUUAUCUUAGAAAGUCCGAUUUUUCAAGCUUCCGCACCCCUAAUUUUUAAAAUAAUAUUCUUAUCUUGAGAUUAGCAAUUUUGUAAUUUCAAAAUUAAGAUUUUUGUUAAUCCAAUUUACUUUUUUUUUUCUUUAAAAAAAAAAAAAAAAUGGAUGGAGAAGAGACAGAUGUGUAAUGAUUGGCCCCUAAAACAGAUACAGAAAGGACAUUGGAUUUUUAAAUUCACAUACAUACACACACAUAUAUAUAUAUAUGGGACAUAUUGCAAAUUUGCAAGUUGCAACAAGUUUGAAACAACGAAAUUAUCGUUUUACAUGCUUCGACGGGUAUUAAAUUUGGUAGACUGAAAAAUUAAUGAUUGUGGGUUCGUAACCAACAGAGAACCAACUAGCACUGAGUGGAAGCAAACAAAAACGUAGACCAUCGUCAUCAAUGCAGCUCACUGCCUUAGAAUAAAUUAUUGCAUCAAGAGAUAGCCGGAUUGAAAAAUUAAGGAGAAAGAAAAUAUUAAUAACAAUUCUUACUUGGAUAAUUUUCAGUGUUCCUGUACCUUCGUCAUUAAUUACAUUUAUUGAUAGUAAUUUAGGUGUGGCAAUUUAUAUUUGUCGAUCAUAAUCGUGUUGUGUUAAUAUAAAAAUAUUUUAUUUAAUAAUUCAAUUCAAACAAGACAUUUUUAAUAAUCGUGUCAGCAACUUGAACUCUAAUCCAACCCAUUUAUUAAAGGGUUACAGAUGUAACCUAUUUAAUGAUCUAUUUAUUAAAACAAAACAUUAUAUUUUUUAAAUUAUUAAUAAUACUCAAUCAAACAAUAAGUACUAGAAAAAUAUAAGUUUCAAUCCAACCAAAUUACUAAAUACUCUCUAAUUUACUAAAUAAUAAAGUAUAAAACACAAAUUAAAAUAGUUAUUUUGAAACUUAAAUAAAAAUUUGUUUAUUAUUAGUAUAGUUAAACAUGUAUAAAUGGAUUACACGGGUUAAACCCUCAACCCAAAUAUCAUACGAUUAGUUAAUCAUGUCGAUUCGUUUAUAAUCCGAAUCCGUUUAAGGUCAAUUUAAACCCGUUUAACUUGUGUCAUGUUCGAGUCAUGUUAACAGGUCGUGUCAAACUUUGACACCCCCAUAGUAAUAUCACAUACUCUGACUCUUUUUUGUUUGUUUGUUUGUUUAAUAUAUUAUUUUAUUUUAGCGAUACUUACACUUACCUCAUCAAUAGAUUACUUAAAUAAUAUGGGUCUCUCCUAUAUUUUCAAAUAUAAUACUGACCUCCCCUAUCAAUGUUGACCUUGACCUGGAUGUGUUAAAUAACUAUCAUACCUAUUUUGCUUUUACUGUUUUUUAAUGCAAAAUAUUUGUUUCUUUAUGGACAAAACAUUUUUUUUCAAGAUUUACUCAAAAAUCUUGAAAUUGAUAUGAUUGGGUUUUAAGUAAAUUUUGAACAUGACAUUAGCGUACAAAAGUGUUACAGUGUUCAAUGACGGAUGCACAUUACACUCAAUGGGGACAAUUGCCCCCACUGAUUUAUUUGUUUAUUUAUUUAUUUUGUCCUGUUAUACACCACUAAGUUUCCUUAUUUUCAAUUACAUAAGUAUAAAGUUUUUAUUUUACCCCCUCUAAAAUUACAAAAAAAUUACACUAAAUUUAUUUUUGCCCCGCUCCCACAACUUCCUGGAUCCGUCUCUGACAAUGUUAUUCAGACUUGAAUCAAAUAAGAGGUUAAUGUUGUUUUUCAAGUUAGAUGAGAACUUCAAGUCGCCAUGUGUGUGUCUGAAUCAAAUAAGAGGUUAAUGUUGUAUUUGAAGUUAGAUGAGAACUUCAAGUCGCCAUGUGCGUGUGUGUGUGUGUGUGUUUGUAUGUAUUAUAUAUAUAUAUGUGGACUUUUCAAAAAUUUGAAAUUGAUAGCACUGAAGUGAUAAGCAUUCACAAUUUCUGGUCUAAACAGUUACGCGUAGUGUCUUUCAAAUGCCAUGAUCAAUGACGGGACCAUUCUCAUCUACUUUAAAGGCUCAUUUUGGAGUCUAUCUUGCUCGAGUAUUUAUUUUGUCAGUCAGUUUGAGAAACUUCAGUUUCAUAUUUAUAAUGGAAUUAUGACUGAAACCACUCAAUACUUGCAGUUGUUGCCGGGUUGAAGCUAAGCCCACUUCUAACCAGUCCGGCGCUUGUCAUCCAAUUCAAAAUUUUAAGUCAUCCAAUUGGGGUUGUCUACCCAAUGUUAUAACUUAUUUGAUUGGGAUAAAACUUAUACUCUUAAUGUUUUCGUUGUGAUCAAAUUACAAUACCUAUUCAUCUACUCUAAUGGUGGGAGGAAUUGAUAGCAAUUCGAUUCCAAAUACCCUCAAGUGAACGAGAAAAUUUUCAUUGUUCAUGUUGUAUUGUAUAAUGGGCGCAUUCAACCGUUUAUUAUUGACAUGUAUAAUAUACCAUACAUGUGCGAACAUGUGUAUUAGACAAAUGGUACGUCCGGUUACACCCGUUGUACCGUUCAACAGCCAAAAAAAAACAAGAAAAAUUCUUCGAUACACGCUUGGCAUGACACUUGAGUGAGUCAACUUUAAUCCCACUUAUAAUAUGUUAGACAAUUGAAAUAAUAAUAAUAAUAAUAAAUAAAUAAAAAAAAAGAGAUCUGUGUUUCAUUAAUUGAGAGGGUAAGAACAUAACAACAUGGGUAUUAUAAACUUUUCUCCUACUAUAAAUGAUGUGUGUUCCAUUAAUUCCAAUCAAAAUUAUCCCACUAACUGAGAACUUAUCCUUCUCAUCACACACACACACAAGAAGUUAUUUUCUUCUCCGAGCUAGCCAAUAUGAGUUCAGCUCAGACACACUUUCUAAUUACUGCACUCUUUUCUAUGCUGAUAAUUUUAAUCUCAAAAGCUGAUUCAGCUGCUCAAACCCUAAUUCCCAAUAAUCAGAAGCCCAUUAACAAUUCAAUUCCGGCAGCUUUCAUAUUCGGAGACUCGACAGUUGAUUCCGGAAACAAUAACUACAUCAUGUCUCCAUUUAAGAGCAAUUUUCCACCUUAUGGCAGAGAUUUUCCGAACCACAUUCCGACUGGAAGGUUUUCUAAUGGACGCCUCGUUACAGAUUUUAUUGUUUCAUAUGUGGGCAUCAAAGAUUUCGUGCCACCAUAUUUGGACCCAACGCUUACCCUCCAGGAGCUGAUGACUGGAGUUAGUUUUGCCUCUGCUUCCUCCGGAUUCGACCCUCUUACACCACAACUAAGUCAAGUCAUUCCAAUCCCAAAACAAGUGGAAUACUUGAAAGAAUAUAAAUCAAGAGUUGAGGUGGCUAUAGGAAAGAAAAGAACCAAAAAUCUGAUGGAGAGGGCUAUAUUCGUUGUUAGUGCUGGCACAAACGACUUCGUUUUCAAUUAUUUUGGUACACCAUUUCGACGAAAAAGCUACUCGGUCUCAACUUACACUCAGUUUUUGAUGCAACACAUCCAAAAGUUCUUGCAGGAUUUGACGGAGCAGGGAGCUCGGCAAAUCUUGGUCGCCGGAUUACCUCCGAUGGGUUGCUUGCCUGUAGCCAUCACCCUUUAUUCCGGAGACGCAUUUCAUCAACGUCGUUGUGUUGAAACACUAUCAUCCGUGGCUAGAGAUUACAAUAAUAUUCUCCAAAAUAAGCUCAAAUCCAUGCAAAACAACACCACCAACAUCCUUUACAUCGACAUAUACAAACCGUUGAGUGACAUGAUCCAACGGCAGGGCCAUUUUGGUAAGUCCAACGAUCAUUCUAUUAAUUCCUGCACCAGAGGAAGUUCAAAUCGCGACCUUCGAUCUGUUUAUGACCUUUCUGUAGGUUUUGAAGAUGUUAGCAAUGGUUGUUGUGGAACCGGGCUUGUUGAAGCAUCAAUAUUAUGCAAUUCAGAAUCAGCUGUUUGCGGUGAUGCCUCCAAAUAUGUUUUCUGGGAUUCAGUACACCCAACUCAAAAGACAUACGACAUCCUCUCUCAGUCUCAGUCCAUCCGUUCCGUUAUUGAUUCCUUCAUCCAUAACUAGUCUACAAUUAAACAUAUAUAUACAUACAUACAUAUAUAUAUAUAUAUAUAUCAUCACUACAUUCAAUAAUGCCAGUGAUUUGUAUAGAUGGAUUGGUUUAAAUAAAUGAAUGUAUCAACAAACCUGUUCUUGCUCUGCACCCUGAUUUCAAU
This is a messenger RNA of Cornus florida, 8190 nucleotides long. RefSeq names its product GDSL esterase/lipase At5g45960-like. NCBI's taxonomy places the organism in Eukaryota, Viridiplantae, Streptophyta, Magnoliopsida, Cornales, Cornaceae. Gene Ontology annotation, molecular function: hydrolase activity, acting on ester bonds. The transcript is spliced from 8 exons. The record is from RefSeq and is a predicted model, not a curated record. The coding region runs from base 6842 to 8038 and encodes 398 amino acids.